AUCGUUUAAACGACCAUUUUAUUUCUUUUUUAAGAAAUCUAUCCAACCACAGGGGAACCACUUUUCACAGAAAGCCCAGCCACGAAACCUAGCACAACUGAUCGGGUCCCAGAGGAUGCCUCUAAUAAUGCUGUUGUUAUGACAAUAAGAAAUACAGACAUAUCGGAGUGGGAAGAUGGAAUUUCUCAGUUGUUUGAAGAUAUCGUUGCCCAGGUUGUGGUCGAGUAUUGUCAAGAGAAUGAGAACGAAAACUGCCUUCAUUCUAAACUGAGUAAAAGGUCGAUCACAACAGGAAUCCUUGCCACAACUGUUCAUGUGUUGAAACAUUAUCCACAACAAGAGCAAGCUGAUUUAGUCAUAGCUUUCUACGUCAUUCUUCAUUCCAAAAAUCAAGAAAGCUACCUCAUGACCCAGGCUGCACUCUUGCAGGCUCUCAAAACGUCAUCAGCCAGACUGUCAGCCAGAAUUAAUAAAGAAGUUUACAACAUCCGGGCAUUUGAUGCAGAUGAAGCAAGUCCGCCCGCUCGUGAGUCCCGGAUAAUUGCGUCACAUAUGAAAUGGAUCAUAAUUGGUGGUGCAUCAUUAGCUGCAAUCGUUUUUGUGAUAAUAGGGAGCGUCGUUGCUUGCAGACGGAGACGAGCCUCCAGGCAGCUGAAUAAACGUGAAAGGAAAUCUGAAUUCAUUCUGCAGCAAUGGGCUGGGAGCCACGAGGACACUGUGUUCGGAUUACCAAAUCAAGUCACUGAACUGUAGAACUUGUCACAAUUUACGAUGACAUUGCAAGGAUUAAUGCCAGUUAUCUUUUACACAAUUUAGCGUGAUUUUACAACAGUAACAACAGUCACUGGCAAUGUACAGAGUGAUUGUGAAACUAAAAUGUGAAACAUAAGACAUUCAUAUCUAAUCGAAAUAAGAUAAAGCAUAGGACUAGACCCUUUGCCUAUUUACGUCGGAAAAGCUAAUUUCUCCCCCAAGCCUCGCUUUCAAGGUACCAACUAGUGAAUUCUGAUGGGAAACCAAGACACUAAAAUAAAAAUACUCCUUAAAACAAAGCCGAUCGGUAAAGGUUCAUGGAGAUUUUAAAGCAAACGAAGCUUUGGGGGGGAGGGGGGAUUUCUUGAAUUGACGUGAUCGUGCAUAAGAGCUAUUGAUAGACAAAUGUAAUCACAGAAAUACUUAAUCCAUCAACAAUAAAUAAGCCUUAGAUGAAAAGUAGAACGAAGGCCACCACUAAAACAACGGUAUAUCUCAAUGCAUGCAUUUCUACAGAGUUGGUUACGUACUACGCAACCUUUGUGAAUUGUAGUGUACGAAUAAAUACCAUUGAAAGACAACA
Molecule: messenger RNA, 1336 nt
Organism: Pocillopora damicornis (cauliflower coral)
Lineage: Eukaryota; Metazoa; Cnidaria; Anthozoa; Scleractinia; Pocilloporidae
Product: mucin-like protein
Biological process (GO): cell-matrix adhesion
Molecular function (GO): calcium ion binding
Source: RefSeq, a predicted model, not a curated record